Cavia porcellus (domestic guinea pig) is the source of this 5564-nucleotide messenger RNA. It is a transcript of the gene Epha3, whose product is annotated as EPH receptor A3. Lineage: Eukaryota; Metazoa; Chordata; Mammalia; Rodentia; Caviidae. Gene Ontology annotation, cellular component: dendrite; plasma membrane. The coding region runs from base 87 to 3038 and encodes 983 amino acids. Gene Ontology annotation, molecular function: transmembrane-ephrin receptor activity; protein binding; ATP binding. The record is from RefSeq and is a predicted model, not a curated record. The transcript is spliced from 17 exons. Gene Ontology annotation, biological process: protein phosphorylation; ephrin receptor signaling pathway; axon guidance.
UUCUCCAGCAAUCAGAAGGCUCCCCCUCACAUCAGUGGCACGCUUCAUGGAGAUAUGCGCCUCUCACUGCCCUCUGCACCAGCAACAUGGAUUGUCACCUCUCCAUCCUCCUCCUGCUCGGCUACUCGCUUUUCAGCUGCUGCGGGGAACUGAGUCUGCAGCCUUCCAAUGAAGUCAAUCUCUUGGAUUCAAAAACAAUUCAAGGGGAACUGGGCUGGAUCUCCUACCCAGCACAUGGGUGGGAAGAGAUAAGUGGUGUUGAUGAACAUUACACACCUAUCAGGACUUACCAGGUAUGCAAUGUCAUGGAUCACAGUCAAAAUAACUGGCUGAGGACAAACUGGGUCCCCAGGAACUCAGCCCAGAAGAUCUAUGUAGAGCUCAAGUUCACUCUGCGGGACUGCAAUAGUAUUCCAUUGGUCUUGGGGACAUGCAAAGAGACUUUCAACUUGUACUACAUGGAGUCUGACGAUGAUCAUGGAGUCAAGUUCCGAGAGCACCAGUUUACAAAGAUUGACACCAUUGCAGCUGAUGAAAGCUUCACUCAGAUGGACCUUGGGGAUCGUAUUCUUAAACUCAACACUGAGAUUAGAGAAGUAGGUCCUGUCAACAAAAAAGGAUUUUAUUUGGCUUUUCAAGAUGUUGGUGCUUGUGUUGCUUUGGUUUCUGUGAGGGUGUACUUCAAAAAGUGCCCCUUUACAGUGAAGAAUUUGGCCAUGUUUCCUGACACAGUGCCCAUGGACUCCCAGUCCCUGGUGGAGGUUAGAGGUUCCUGUGUCAACAAUUCUAAGGAGGAAGAUCCUCCCAGGAUGUACUGCAGUACAGAAGGUGAAUGGCUCGUACCCAUUGGCAAGUGCUCCUGUGAUGCUGGUUAUGAAGAGAGAGGUUUUGUGUGCCAAGCUUGUCGGCCGGGCUUCUACAAGGCUGCGGAUGGUAACAUGAAAUGCGCUAAAUGCCCGCCUCACAGCUCUACUAACGAAGAAGGUUCAAUGAACUGCAGGUGUGAGAAUAAUUACUUCCGCGCAGACAAAGACCCUCCAUCCAUGGCUUGUACCCGACCUCCAUCUGCACCAAGGAAUGUUAUCUCUAAUAUAAAUGAGACCUCGGUUAUCCUGGACUGGAGCUGGCCCCUAGACACAGGAGGCCGGAAAGACAUUACCUUCAACAUCCUAUGUAAAAAGUGUGGGUGGAAUGUGCAACAGUGUGAGCCCUGCAGCCCCAACGUUCGCUUCCUCCCCCGACAGUUUGGACUCACCAACACCACAGUGACAGUGACAGACCUCCUGGCACACACGAACUACACCUUUGAGAUUGAUGCAAUUAACGGGGUGUCGGAGCUGAGCUCCGCACCACGACAGUUUGCUGCAGUCAGCAUCACAACUAAUCAGGCUGCUCCAUCACCUGUCAUGACAAUUAAGAAAGAUCGGACGUCCAGAAACAGCAUCUCUUUAUCCUGGCAAGAACCUGAACAUCCUAAUGGGAUCAUUUUGGACUAUGAGGUCAAAUAUUAUGAGAAGCAGGAACAAGAAACAAGUUAUACCAUUUUGAGGGCAAGAGGCACGAAUGUUACCAUCAGUAGCCUCAAGCCUGAUACUACAUAUGUAUUCCAAAUCCGAGCCCGAACAGCAGCUGGAUAUGGAUCCAACAGCCGCAAGUUUGAGUUUGAAACUAGUCCUGACUCUUUCUCCAUCUCUGGGGAAAAUAGCCAAGUGGUGAUGAUCGCUAUUUCGGCAGCAGUAGCAAUUAUUCUCCUCACUGUCGUCAUUUAUGUUUUGAUUGGGAGGUUCUGUGGCUAUAACAAGUCCAAACAUGGUGCCGAUGAAAAAAGACUUCACUUUGGGAAUGGACAUUUGAAACUUCCAGGUCUCAGGACUUAUGUUGACCCACAUACAUAUGAAGACCCAACGCAAGCUGUUCAUGAGUUUGCUAAAGAAUUGGAUGCCACUAACAUAUCCAUUGACAAAGUAGUUGGAGCAGGUGAGUUCGGAGAGGUAUGCAGUGGACGUUUAAAGCUGCCUUCGAAAAAAGAGAUUUCAGUGGCCAUCAAGACCCUGAAAGUGGGCUAUACAGAAAAGCAAAGGAGAGACUUUCUGGGAGAAGCCAGCAUUAUGGGACAGUUUGACCAUCCUAAUAUCAUUCGACUAGAAGGAGUUGUUACUAAAAGUAAGCCAGUUAUGAUUGUCACAGAAUACAUGGAGAAUGGUUCCUUGGACAGCUUCUUACGUAAACACGAUGCUCAAUUUACGGUCAUCCAGCUUGUGGGGAUGCUUCGAGGGAUAGCCUCUGGUAUGAAAUAUCUGUCAGAUAUGGGCUAUGUUCACCGGGACCUUGCUGCCCGUAACAUUUUGAUCAACAGUAAUCUGGUGUGUAAAGUUUCUGAUUUUGGACUUUCACGAGUUCUAGAGGAUGAUCCAGAAGCCGCUUACACAACAAGAGGGGGGAAAAUCCCAAUUCGUUGGACGUCACCAGAAGCAAUAGCUUACCGCAAGUUUACAUCAGCGAGUGAUGUAUGGAGUUAUGGGAUUGUUCUCUGGGAGGUAAUGUCUUACGGAGAGAGACCAUACUGGGAGAUGUCCAAUCAGGAUGUGAUUAAAGCUGUGGAUGAGGGCUACCGCCUGCCACCUCCUAUGGACUGCCCUGCUGCCUUGUAUCAGCUGAUGCUGGACUGCUGGCAGAAAGACAGGAACAACAGACCUAAGUUUGAGCAGAUUGUCAGCAUUCUGGACAAGCUGAUUCGGAAUCCCAGCAGUCUGAAGAUCAUCACAAGCGCAGCAGCAAGGCCAUCAAACCUUCUUCUGGACCAAAGCAAUGUUGACAUCACUACCUUCCGCACAACAGGUGACUGGAUUAAUGGUGUCCGGACAGCACACUGUAAGGAAAUCUUCACAGGCGUGGAAUACAGUUCUUGCGACACCAUAGCCAAGAUUUCCACAGAUGAUAUGAAAAAGAUUGGUGUCACUGUGGUUGGGCCACAGAAGAUCAUCAGUAGCAUUCAAGCCCUAGAAACGCAGUCCAAGAGCGGUCCAGUUCCAGUAUAAAGUUCUCCUUCUGAAGACUGUGGUUGCUGGGGAAGCCUGGGCCUCCUUCUGCCAGCAGCUGCUGAUGACGGAGAUAAAAAUGGAAGUUUCAAAUUGAAUAAGACACUCAGACAAGAGUACCAAUGCCUUAACACGGAAUUGAAAAACUCUCUAUUUUCCCCUGUUAUUUAGUGGAUGGGUGGGGGGGGUGAAUUUUGUUUUGUAAUUGCUUUUUUAAUGUUAGUUGAUGGAUUAAAUUAAAAUUCUUCAGUUCAAAAUUGUGAAGAACAAGUAUAGAGCCAUUUAUCAUAAACUGACUACCAUAAAAGCAAAAUGGUGAAAGGACAGAACGGACACGGUGGCUUCGUUUAUGAAUAGCCACAAAAAGAAAAGACGUGAUAUUUUUAUACACAGACGAAAUCUGUAACAGGUAUUUUGUUUCUUUAAAAGCAAGCAAAAUAGAGGAAUUUAUACCUCAAACUAUCUGGCCAUAUUUACUACCUUAUCAUUGUAUUAUUCUCUUUUAUCUGUUUAAAGUAUAUAGAAAUGAAGUUUGUAGUUGUUUUGAGUACUACACUCUCUUAAUUGUUAGGCUUCUUAAAUGUAUCAUGUAAAAAUGUGUCUUAAUUUUUGAGAAAAGUACAUAUUUAUUUUCUUUUGAAUCAUUUUCUAUUGUUUGAUAUUUAUGCCUUGAUGAUUUCAUUUGGAUUUGUUACAGCCAAGUGCCAAAUGCUUUCUCAAAAUGUCAGUAAUAGGAAAUAUGUCUUGCUAGACAUGAAGAAUGAUAAAUUUCCACAUUUUUGAUCAGUUCACUUCUAUGUAUUUAAAAUACUGAAAUACUUUCCCUGUUCAUAUAGUAACCAAAUCUUUUACAGUAUGAAUUAUCCCAUUUGCUUUUGUCUUUCCAUUUAUCAUAGCUAUAUUCCUAAGUUAGUGUAAUAUAUUGGCUUGUAUGUAAUGGAUUUUUAACCAGACAACAUACUUUUCUGCUCUGAUGAUCAGAGGCCAUGAAUUCCCUUUAUUUGUAAAGGAACCAUUCUAGAAUUCAUGAAAAUUACUACACUGGAAAUAUUUGAAGUACUAUUUAGAUUGUUGCAUUGGUUGACAGCAUAACAAAUACAUGAGUCAAAAAAUCACUUCCUGGCUUUAAAAAGUUUUCAUCUGUAUUACUGGAGUUUAGGACAGUUAAUUAAAUAUUGCAAUAAAUAUCAGGCAUAAUUAUCUUUAAUAGUCUUCCACUUCAAUGCACGUAUUGUAAUUUUGGUGUAUAACUCGGAAGGUUCUAAUUUCUUUUAUUUAUUGGACAUAUUUUUGAAAUAGAUGGUCACUUAGUAGAUUUCUUAAAAUCUGUAAGCAGUGAAGAAUUGUGUCACUGCAGGAAUUCAGACUUGCUGUUACAUAAAGGCCAACUAAGAGCAUGUACAUUGAUAUUUGAAAGGAUGUGUCUGGUAGAGAUCUAGCUACUAAUAAUUCUGAAGCAACAUUUUAGACCUACAUAUAAUCUUCCUAAUGCUGAUAUGAUGAUGUGAUGGAUAUAAGAAAUGUAUAUGUCAGAGGAAUUGAAUGGUUAAAACAAUGCUGCAACAUUUAUCCUUGUAUGCAAAAUGAGACAAGUAAUACAGCUUGUAAUCAUAGAUCAAAAUUCACAAGGUCCAAUCUGUUAUAGGCUUAAUAUAACAAAGAUAGGAUUAUGUUUUUGUUGAUAUUAGCCUGUUUCCAAAAUUUCAGCAAUAUUCUUUAUAAUCAACUCAUGCUUCUAGAAUUUUAUAUUGGAUAUAUAAGAGCAUGAACUUUUUUAAAAAAGUUAAUAAAACUUUUCUUUUAAGUCCUGCUAGAAGCAGCUGAACCUAACUCCUCUAAUCAAGUAUUUUGUGUUUUGGAAUAUUAGAUUGAGAUUUGAAUCUGGCUUCAGUUUCAUAUUUUCCCAUACUAGCAUUUUAUUUCUUGGAAAUUGUUCUGAGUCUACACAAAAACAUCUGUGCAUUUCAUAAACUAGUAGAACUGAAGAUCAUUGAAUUCAUUGCACUUAUAUUGGCUGUAGGUUUUGUUUGAAAGUAGAGGUUGUAUACACAGUAUAUAGCUCUUCAUUUUUCAGUAUUUUUCUACUUGAUCUCUUAAAACUUUACAUAAUUCUUAUCCUGUACAUAUGUAAACAUAACAGUGUACGAUUCCUGAUUGUUGAGUAGAGGUACUAGAAUGCUUGUGGCCAUCACUUUGUAUAUGAACUGCAGUGACUUUCAGUUACCAUGAAACUACAACUCCUUCACAACGUUAUGUAUCACAUUACCUGUUUUGUAUCUUAAAUUUGAUUUAUACAUAUUAUUUAUUUCUGGUUACAUACCCAUUUUAUGCUGUACUAUCUGUUAAGCCAUGUAUAAAUGUGAUAUGAUUGGCAAUAUCUUUACCAUGAAGAUGUCUUUUCAAAAUAUCACUCAUUUAGUUUAUACUGUGCAAUGUGAAUGGCCUCUUACUAAUGUAAAAUGAUUUGUAGUGGAAACAUUUAUAUUUUUAUAAUAAACAUAAUGAAAAUAUUUUUACAGAUUGGAA